CCCGAGGGCGGCGGCGAGCGUGGGAACGCGGAGGUCUGCACCGAAGGCUGGCGGCAGGCCGGGCGCGCACGGCGGCGGGAUGUGUGACCGGAACGGAGGCCGGCGGCUGCGCCAGUGGCUGAUAGAACAAAUUGACAGCAACAUGUACCCAGGGCUGAUUUGGGAAAACGAUGAGAAGAGCAUGUUCCGGAUCCCCUGGAAGCACGCUGGCAAACAAGAUUAUAAUCAGGAAGUGGAUGCUUCCAUUUUCAAGGCCUGGGCAGUUUUUAAAGGGAAAUUUAAGGAAGGGGACAAAGCUGAACCAGCCACAUGGAAGACCAGGCUACGCUGUGCCUUGAACAAGAGUCCAGAUUUUGAGGAAGUGACAGACCGGUCCCAGCUGGACAUUUCCGAGCCAUACAAAGUUUACCGCAUCGUCCCAGAGGAAGAGCAAAAAUGCAAAUUAGGUGUGGCAACUCCAGGCUGCGUGAACGAAGUCACUGAGAUGGAGUGCGGUCACUCUGAAAUUGACGAACUGAUCAAGGAGCCUUCUGUGGAUGAGUACAUGGGGAUGGUCAAAAGGAGCCCGUCACCGCCUGAGGCCUGCAGGAAUCAGCUCCUCCCAGACUGGUGGGUGCAGCAGCCCAGUGCAGGCUUGCCCCUGGUGACGGGGUACACCGCCUACGACGCGCACCAUUCAGCCUUCUCCCAGAUGGUCAUCAGCUUCUACUAUGGGGGCAAGCUGGUAGGCCAGACCACCACGACCUGCCCUGAGGGCUGCCGCCUGACCUUGAGCCAGCCGGGACUGCCCAGUGGCAAGAUGUAUGGGCCGGAGGGCCUGGAGCUGGUGCGCUUCCCGCCCGCAGACACCAUCCCCAGCGAGCGGCAGAGGCAGGUGACGCGGAAGCUGUUCGGCCACCUGGAGCGAGGCGUGCUGCUGCACAGCAGCCGGCAGGGCGUGCUGGUCAAGCGGCUGUGCCAGGGCCGCGUGUUCUACAGCGGCAACGCUGUGCUGUGCAAGGACCGGCCCAACAAGCUGGAGCGUGACGAGGUGGUCAAGGUCUUCGACACCAGUCAGUUCUUCCGAGAGCUGCAGCACUUCUACAACAACCAGAGCCGGCUUCCUGACAGCAGGGUGGUGCUGUGCUUCGGAGAAGAGUUUCCAGAUAUGACUCCCUUGCGCUCCAAGCUCAUUCUUGUGCAGAUUGAGCAACUCUACGUCCGGCAGCUGAUGGAAGAAGCUGGGAAGAACUGCAGCGUGGGGUCCAUGAUGCAGGCUCCCGAGGAGCCCCAGCCCGACCAGGUCUUCCGGAUGUUUCCCGAUAUCUGUGCCUCCCACCAGAGACCCUUUUUCAGAGAAAACCAACAGAUCACAGUUUAAGUCUUUCUCUCUCUCAGGCACCCACCCCGUCCACACGUCACAUUUCUUUAUUACAAUUACUGUUGUAAUUAUUUAAGAUACAUAUCCCUCUGGCUUGGGGUGGGAUGCCUACCUCUGCUCUUAAUUUAGUAAGAGCACCCCCGAGGACUAUGUCCAGACGUGGGCAUGGAGACAUGCCGCAACUGGUCUGGAAGCUAUAACCAGAAUUGCUGAUUAAAACAUUUACUUCCUGUAUGUCUCCCUAAUUAUCAUUAGUUGCCAUGAUCCUUUCAGCAUUUUGGGAUACUAGAUAUUUCCAAAGAAAUUUGGAGAAGAUCAAAGCUGCUUUUCAUCUUUAUCUUUCGUUAGAGCUAUAUAGAUUUAUGAUUUCAUGUGGAUGAUUCAAUGUGAAGUGUCUUUUUGCUUUUAAGCAUAUCAAUAAGAUUUAAAAAUAGAUGCAAGCAUACCUGAAAUAAGUGAAAGGAAAUCUUUUGGCUUGUUUGGAGAAUGUAUAGUCUUCCUAGAAUUUGGUGCUAGAGGAGCAUUUCCAUCACCAAGUAAACUGAUAUAUUUUUAUCUUCAGACAACGAGAAUUCUCCCUUUGUUGCUUUGUUGCCAGCCAACUUAGAUAAAUUUAUUUUUUCAUUUUUGUAAUUGUCAUCUCUGAUACCGCUCUGUAUUCCUCUUUCUAAAUGCUUUUGCCCUGUUUUUAAAAAAUGCUUUUGCCCUGUUUUAAAAAAAAAAUAUUUGUAAUUUUAAUUGUCCUAUUAUAAACCACUUGGACGCUUUUUUCUUUUUUUUAUAAAGUGGGUAGGCUAUAAACCACAAGUUCGAAAAAUAAUUCUGGAUUGUACGAGCCUUUUGAUUGUGGCUCUGAUUCAGUUCCUCCACUCACUAACCCUUGGUGCUGAGUGUGUAGGUGGGGCUCGAGGGCACUGGGGGAUGUGAAUGACAUGUGUUAGCCUGUCACCACUUCUCUGGCCCUGGGGUAGGCUGUGCCAGCGGGUAGGCCUCUGCCAUCCCUACCACUCCAUGAGGUUCAAGACGGCCCCGCUGCACACCAAAUACUUCAACAGAGUCAUCUAAUGGGAUUUCAAUGGCGAAGUCCCAGUUUUGGCCGAGGAAGAACUUACCCGACUUACUGUCAAAUAAGAUGCAUUUACUACCCAGAACGUGUCAAAAUGUUUAUCCUAAAUCAUGAUGCUAAUUGAGAGCCAGGGGCAGAAGAACGAGAACAAUGGCUUGGCUUAAGAACGAGAGUAGUUCACGCCAGCUCACUGACCCCCCAGUAUGCAGUGCACCGCAUCUCCACGACCGCUUUCAGGACUAAAAAGCAGGUGAACAUUUUUUUCCCUAAACAGACAUAUUUGGCUAGAGUGGGGUGCCCCUUAUUUGUCUGUCUGUCCUGUGUGGUGCACUGGAGCUGGCAGAGAUGGGCACCCGCAGUGCGUGCCGAGCACCACCCUACUUCGUGGUGGUACAGAGUUUGUUGAUCUGGCUGACUCAGUCCCACCAUGGCAGAUUUUGGGGGGUUGGGGGGAGCUUUUACUUUGCUUCCACUCUCUUGGGGGUGGGGAGAAGAAUCUUUUCAGUAUUCUUUUCCCUUUAUCACACAGCCUGGGUCACUCCCACCCCUGACUUAGGAUCUCACAAUGAAAGAGCAAGAAGGGGGCUCACUUGUCAACCCUCAUUGGAAGAAAUGGCAGGAGGAGUUGGGAUUUGGGGGGCAUAUUGUUCCAGCUCAGUGAAGCUCGUGGCCUUGUAACUGCAUAAGUCUCUGGCAAAAUCUGAAAAACCCAAGGAUGCCUCUUUGCUGUUCCUUUGUUCCUGCUGUGAACGUGAUGCAAGGGUAGCCAGGCUGGAUAAUGACAGGACCUAUGCAUGUGUCUGCAUUGAUGUCCGCGGGAGGACUCCGGCGGAAGAGGACCCUCUGGCUAAUAAAGCGAGCAUUACAUUUUUAGCUUCCUGAGAUUUUGUAAGUCUGCAGAUUUGCUUUUGUCUGUUGCACAAAUGAAUGUUAAAGCACAUCUUUA
Molecule: messenger RNA, 3372 nt
Organism: Pteronotus mesoamericanus
Lineage: Eukaryota; Metazoa; Chordata; Mammalia; Chiroptera; Mormoopidae
Gene: IRF8
Product: interferon regulatory factor 8
Exons: 9
Coding region: 80-1360 (426 amino acids)
Biological process (GO): immune system process; regulation of transcription by RNA polymerase II
Cellular component (GO): nucleus
Molecular function (GO): protein binding; RNA polymerase II cis-regulatory region sequence-specific DNA binding; DNA-binding transcription factor activity, RNA polymerase II-specific
Source: RefSeq, a predicted model, not a curated record